ACGAGUUAUUCCUGAACAGCCCGAGCUAUUCUAUAAUUAGCACAGGAUUUGGGCAAUGCAAGUUGCGCUAAAAAUAGAAUCCUUGUGUGUGUAACUGGUUUGUUGAAGGUGGUUGCUGACGUUAACUGUGGUUACUCCAACAUCAACAGGUCAUUGCGGUUAACCCGAAGUUAACUGCCGUCGCUCCAAAGGUUACCCCGGGUAACUACUUUGAGCAGUGACUGUGGUUACUCCACCAGCAACUCCUUGUUGCAUGUGGUUUACUGUGGUGGCUCUGCGGUAAUCUCAAGUUCCGAACUGCAACUUGGAGGAGGACGGUCGUGGAACAGCACAGCCAGGGGGUCGUUGUGGAACUGGGACCUCAGAACUGGAACCUUGUGACUUGGAACUCAGGACUGGGACCUCAGAACUGGAACCUUGGAACUGGAACCUUGGGACUGGAACAUUGGGACUGGAACCUUGGAACUGAAACCUUGACGAGCGCUUGCUAAGGUAACCAAAUCUGAGGGAGGUAAACAAGGAUUUUGCUGCAAGAACGAAUAGUUGAGCAGUGCACAGCAGAGGAGCGCUUGCUCUAAGGUAACCAAACCUGAGGGAGGUAACCACACAAGUUUUACGUGAGAGAGCGGACAGUUGAGCAGCAGCACACAGCAAAAAUGGUUUUGUUGGAGCCGGAUCCUUUCCUGAAUGAGCUGACAAAGCUCUAUGAGAGAAACAAGCAAUCGGGAACAGUUUGGGUGACCUUGAAACACUCACCGUGCAAACGGGUAAACAAGGCGCAAAAGAAGGACCUGCUGGAUGAAGAUUGCAAGUGUCUGGUCCGUGCGACCGACGGGAAGAGGAAGAUAUCGACCACACUGUCACCCAAGGAACACAUCCGAUUCCAGACGGCGUAUGCAACCCUCUUGAAAGCGCACCUCGAUAACUUGAAAAAGAAGGAGAAGGCUCACAAAAAGAAACCAGGAGGAGGAGCCGCUUCCUCCUCUGGGGCAGCCCACGGUGGCGCUUCAUAAGUCAGAGGUUACUGUACGGUAACUCCGUAAUUUGUCGGAGAAGGUUGCGAUGACCGUAAGGGUGGCUGCAGCGAUUCUUACUAACGACAAUCAUGCACUGUCGAGGUUUUCAGGGCCCGACGGGCUGAAUAUCAGGGGAAAGGUGGUGGGAGGGCGGGGAAGGGGGGGGGGGGGGGGUUGAUCAGUGUGUGGCGCACUGCAGACGGGGGGAUGGUUGUGGGUUUGUGCGGCCAGUGUGAUGGGUUGGAAAUGGCUCUGGCAGGAUGAAGAUUGUGGGCAUCAUCGGGCGAUUCCAUCACUUAUUAGGAUCUUCAGCGGCCUCAUUACAGUGAUGGGACAUGAAAUUGUGCGAUUAUGAAUUUGCAG
Molecule: messenger RNA, 1379 nt
Organism: Chara braunii
Lineage: Eukaryota; Viridiplantae; Streptophyta; Charophyceae; Charales; Characeae
Source: the annotation of a GenBank genome assembly